ACCACCCUUUCCAUAUCUUUUCCGUUUUCUCUACCUCUUCUUCACAUGAACUAUUCCCUUUUUUUAAAACUCUUUUUCUCCUUCUCUCGCUCUCCCUAUCUCCUACUUCCCCCUCACUCCCUCCUUUUCACUCUUGCUGUUGUUGUUCCUUUCCCUCGUCCCCCUCUCCUUCUCCUUCUUUCUGCGAUAAAUGGGCUAGUCAGCGGCGUUCGCGGCGGGGGGAGGCGCGCGCUGAUGUCACGGAGUAAUCCCGACGCAGACGGUCUAACGGCAGGCCAUCUCACUGCCUUCCCUCUUCACCAUGGAGUCUGCCAUCAGCACCCUGGUCACUCACUUCAAGACCUUUGCUGGGAAGGACGGCUCCUCCAGCACCCUGAGCCGCGAGGAGUUCCGCAGCCUGGUCGCCUCCCAGCUGCCCACCUUUGUCAAAAACAGCAGUGAUCCCGGGGUAAUUGACCAGCUCAUGGGUUCAUUGGACGAAAACAACGACGGCGAGCUUACAUUCCCGGAGUUCUGGCAGCUGAUUGGAAAAUUGGCCUGCAAGCAUGGGGGCUUCAGCCAAUAAGAAGCCAGGGUGAUUUGGCUCUCCUUAGCAAAUCCAUUGUAAUGAUGUGGUAUUUCUUAAAUUUGGGCCAAAAGUGGUUGUAAUCAUACAGUACAUUUUUUAAUAAGAACUCAUAUAAAUGGUUUAUUUAAUCCUCUUCCGAUAUAGAAGUGUAAUAAUAAAGCUGUUCUCGUUUUAAACCUUC
Anguilla rostrata (American eel) is the source of this 749-nucleotide messenger RNA. RefSeq names its product protein S100-A11-like. The record is from RefSeq and is a predicted model, not a curated record. The transcript has 3 exons. Gene Ontology annotation, molecular function: calcium-dependent protein binding; transition metal ion binding; calcium ion binding. NCBI's taxonomy places the organism in Eukaryota, Metazoa, Chordata, Actinopteri, Anguilliformes, Anguillidae. Gene Ontology annotation, cellular component: perinuclear region of cytoplasm. The coding region runs from base 302 to 565 and encodes 87 amino acids.